AUGUGGGAGAAAGCGGAAGACAUCAGUCGUGAUUGCCUGCUGAAGCGAGUGAAGGGGAAGAACGGCCUCCUGGUCACCCUCACCGACAAGGUGGACAGGGAACUGCUGGAGGCGGCUGGUUCGCAGCUGAAAAUUGUCUCUACACUUUCCGUCGGCUACGAUCACAUUGACGUGGAUGAGUGUCGUCGCCGUGGAGUCCUUGUGGGCAACACUCCCGACGUUCUGACAGAUGCCGUGGCGGAACUGACCAUGGCCUUGCUCCUCGCUACACUGCGACGAUUCUUCGAAGCUCAUAAAGCAUUGAGAGAUGGCAUGUGGAAGUGCUGGGGACACUUCUUCAUGUGCGGUGGCAUGGUCAAGGGCAGCGUCGUCGGCUUUGUCGGCGCCGGUCGCAUCGGCGCGAGCAUCAUGCAGCGUCUGGUGGCCUUUCAGCCGGCUCAAGUCCUCUACAACACCCGCAACCGAUCGCCGGCAAUUGCAAAUGAGAAAGAGUACGGGGCAGUGUACUGCUCGGCGCUGGAUGAUCUGCUCGCCAGAAGUGAUAUUGUAAUUGUGUGCUGCUCGCUGAACAGUUCCACGAAGCAUCUCCUCGGCGAGGCGCAGUUUCGCCAGAUGAAGCCCUCGGCCAUUCUCAUCAACACCAGCCGCGGUGCAGUCGUCGACCAGAAGGCACUGUACGAGGCGCUGAAGAGCAAGCAGAUUGCCGCCGCUGGUCUGGACGUAAUGGAAGUGGAGCCAAUGCCCACGGACGACCCGCUCCUGGAGCUGGACAACGUCGUUCUCCUCCCGCACAUUGGCAGUGCCACCUUUUCCACGCGAGAGGCGAUGAUUCGCCUGGCAGUGGACAAUCUCCACGCUGGCCUCGACGGAAGACCUCUGCCGGCUGCUGUCGCCUAA
This is a messenger RNA of Rhagoletis zephyria (snowberry fruit fly), 897 nucleotides long. NCBI's taxonomy places the organism in Eukaryota, Metazoa, Arthropoda, Insecta, Diptera, Tephritidae. The record is from RefSeq and is a predicted model, not a curated record.